This is a messenger RNA of Umbelopsis ramanniana AG, 1994 nucleotides long. RefSeq lists its product as uncharacterized. NCBI's taxonomy places the organism in Eukaryota, Fungi, Mucoromycota, Umbelopsidomycetes, Umbelopsidales, Umbelopsidaceae. The coding region runs from base 10 to 1734 and encodes 574 amino acids. The transcript has 12 exons. The record is from RefSeq and is a predicted model, not a curated record.
UUUACGCUCAUGAUGAAGAACGCUGACAUCGAAGAAAAGCUAGUUUCGAAGUUUUUUCUGGAAGAAGGGUACGCCAAACGUAAGCGCCCUCCCCAACACUGGCAGACAGUUCCUGUCCCAUCGUCUAUCAAACCUUCAUCCAUACUGGACCAUUUACGAGUCGUAAAACCUUGUGUGUUCGAAGAUGAAGAAGAUCUGAAAAAAUCGUUGGACAGCUUUAAAUUAGACCGAUUGGAGAGUGAAAAUAUUGAAACCGUUCGGAAAGAGAGCGUGUUUAGCUCUGAAGUGACCGAAAAUGAAAAAGAUAUCAUCGCCAAGCGAGUAGCUUUGCAACAGCGACAGUUUGCAGAGUAUGAACGGCGUGAAAGAGCUAGGAAAUCACAAAAGAUUUUAGCCAUGUUUGACUACGUUGGUGAUGAGGAGAUUGACGAAAUGCUGGAAGACUGUGGCAAUGAUGAAGAUGAAGUGAUUGUUCGUCUAACGCAGACUGGGUACUUGAUUGGCAUUCGAAAACAGAUAGCCACCAAGCAUAUCCCGGAAGUAGAGCGAGCAGCUCCUUCAAUGACAGAUGAGCAGAAAGCUGCGUAUGAGCAGCUUCUUAAGAAGCGAUCAGUGACACUGAAAAAGACUACAAACGACCAAGCGAAGAAACAGUACCGAAUGGGUGGUCGUCUGGGACUUGACGAAGCUCUCAAGCAGUUUCAAGAACAUCAGAUUGAUCCAGAAAAAGCAUUUGAAGGAUGGUCACAAGCUCGGAUUCGAGCCUAUCAAAUGAUUGAACAAAAUCCAAACAGCUAUUACUAUCGAUUUAACGCUCCCGGAGAAGUACAACGCAAAGGACAGUGGACUGAAGAGGAGAAAAAACUUUUCUAUGCCAGGUUGGCAGAGGCUGGUGCCAAUGGUCAAUGGGGAAUAUUCUCCAUGAAAAUUCCUGGCCGUGUUGGCUAUCAGUGCUCCAACUUCUAUCGACUGCUUGUGGAGACAAAGCAGAUCAAUGAUCCAAAUUACGUCCUAGAUGAGCGCGGAAAGGCUCACUACCUUUUUGACAAAAAAAACUCGAAUGGAGAGGUUGAAAAAACCUUCCGUACACACAGCAAACAUCACGGUAAUGGUAAUGGAUCAUCAUCUGACACACCGCCACGACCCAAACCAGUGCGAGCAAGAGUUACGGCUCCCAGCACUUCUGCCUCUGCAUCGCCUACCCCACAAACCUCCAAGUCUAGUAAAAAACGCAAGAGACGAGGUGGCCGGAAUCGUUGGGGAGGCAUGAGCGACUAUGAAGAAGAUUCAGAUGACCUUAUCGGGUACGAUGAUGAUAACUCUGGCAGUUAUAGCACCAAAUUGUGGACAACCCGACGUACACGCACAAGAGCGGCAGCCUUGGUAGCCGAAUAUGGAAUGAGCGGCAAUGCAUCUGAAGAAGGAGGAAGUAGCAACUUUGAAGAUACCAUCGAAGAUGACGACGACGUUGCAGGAUGGGGCAUUGAGAAGAAACAGCCCGAUAAUCCUUUGCCUGGAUUUAUAGACCCUAUCACACUGGAUGAGGUUGUCAAACCAGCUAUCUCGAAGUAUGGUCAUGUCAUGGGGUACACUAGCUGGGUGCGCUGUUUAACGAGCUGGGAGGGCAAGCGUAAUAUUUGCCCCCUCACCAAGAAACCACUGACAAAACGAGACGUUGUGAUACUGGACUUUGACAAUAUAGAGGAAUAUAGACACAAGAUUGUCAACAUGUGAAGAGAAAGCAACAAGAUGUCUGAAGAAGAGUAAAAUAGUUGAUAGCUGAGGGAAUAAAACAUAGCAGCUGUGCGUGCAUUGCGUGUUUGGUUGGGGGGUGUGGAGGAAUCAGGGACAGCGCGAGAAAAAAUGUACAGAUGUUGUCGGAUAUUCAAGUCAUGUGGUGCGAAAUCGAAAAAAAGAGCUCGCCGUUAAACUCCACCACCACUGCGUCUGUCUCAAAAAAUUAGUCUACAUCUCCUUUUUUUUCCUUGUCAUGA